AGUGAACAGGUACAGUGUGCUGACAGCCUCCCUUGGUCUUGCAGCAUGGCCCAAGACGAAGAGGACAAGCCAGGCUCUAAGUGCUUUGCGGUGCGCUCGCUGGGCUGGGUGGAGAUGAGCGAAGAAGAGCUGGCCCCAGGGAAGAGCAGCAUUGCCGUGAACAACUGUAUCCGCCAGCUGUCCCUGCACCAGCACGGCCCGCCGGGCACCUGGGGAGAGGGCCGGGCCAUGCUCCUGCUCCUGGAGAGCCAGACGCUGAAGCUGGUGGAUCCGCAGGACCAGGCCCUCCUGCACGCGCAGGAGCUGCCGGGGCCGCGUGGCGCCUAG
Messenger RNA from Struthio camelus australis, 327 nucleotides. Lineage: Eukaryota; Metazoa; Chordata; Aves; Struthioniformes; Struthionidae. The record is from RefSeq and is a predicted model, not a curated record.